UCAACAAGUUCGAGUCUUAGUGAGCUCUGUGAGUAAGAAGAAAUUUGUGCGAUACGUGUGUGAUUUCUUAAAGUUUAUCAAUACUUGAUAUUCUACUUUAUCCACCAGGACCAGAUACCCAAAACUAUCCCUAAACAUCAUGUCCUACGUACAGUUCUUUGUUGCCAGCUGCCUUGCUAUUGUGCUGAUUUCCGUGUCCUUGCAUGCAACGGAGGCGGCGACACAGGCUCCUCUUUGCCAGCCCGGCAUUCUCGAGGAGAUGCCCACACACAUCAAGAAAGUCUGCAUGGCGCUAGAGAAUUCAGAUCAAUUGACAACGGCCCUCAAAUCCUACAUCAAUAAUGAAGCAUCAGCCCUGAUGACCAACUCUGAUGAUCUGCUGAAAAACUACAACAAACGUACCGAUGUGGAUCACGUUUUCCUGCGAUUCGGCAAGCGUCGCUAGAUCGACACUAAAGGACUCACCGACUCCCUUCCCUCAGACGGACUGACAGAACGAACAUGGCUAACGAGCAAGCACGCGCAUUUGGUGGAACAACAACAGCAACAACAAUUUAAACAAAUAAAUAGUACUUAUAAUUAUGGCAAUGCAACAUAAUCGUGUUUACCAGUUUUUGUGUACUUUAUUAUUACUCCAAGGAAGCUCUCUAGUUUAAUAAUAACAACACACUUAUAGAAAUGUUUAAUGUUUUCUUAUUGUAAAUACUUAGAAAGGACCCCCGAAAUGUUCUAAAUAAGUUGAUCUCUUUGUGCAUAACGCUUAUUAUUGCGAUUGUUUAUUAAUGCAUCUUUAAAUAAAAAUGUUGUAGUCCAUUUUUGGUAUUUAACGGGCUUUUCACAUCAACAUUUUUGCUUUAGACCUAAAAAGUAAACCCACAUAUACUACAUAGAUACAUAUAUCGCACAUAUUUCCUUAACAUGAAGCACUCAAAUUUAAUAACCCCAAAGUCUAAGACUAUAAUCACAAUACUAAAAUGAAUUUUGUACGACAAUUAUAAUAUUAUAUUGAUUUUCAUAAUAAAGACAACUUUUCCUCUCAAAUUGGAAGCAUGCGAAAAUGCA
Molecule: messenger RNA, 1062 nt
Organism: Scaptodrosophila lebanonensis
Lineage: Eukaryota; Metazoa; Arthropoda; Insecta; Diptera; Drosophilidae
Gene: Ms
Product: dromyosuppressin
Exons: 3
Coding region: 140-445 (101 amino acids)
Source: RefSeq, a predicted model, not a curated record